Sipha flava (yellow sugarcane aphid) is the source of this 966-nucleotide messenger RNA. Its product is annotated as snaclec coagulation factor IX/factor X-binding protein subunit B-like. The transcript is spliced from 3 exons. The record is from RefSeq and is a predicted model, not a curated record. Bases 298 to 813 code for a protein of 171 amino acids. Lineage: Eukaryota; Metazoa; Arthropoda; Insecta; Hemiptera; Aphididae.
ACCACAUAUUAUAAACUAAACAUAAUAAUUAUAAGUACCAGUAAAUCUACAAACUUAUUUGAAUGUUAAUUUUCUCCCAAAAAUGUUUAAAAUAUUAUAUACAACAGUGAUUGCAGUUCAUGGAAUGAUGUUAUAUGAUUGACUGAGUAACAAAACUUGCCUGAAGGUUGAAUAAUGAUUAUAAAACUGUAAUACUAAUGGGUCAUCAGUAACAUUUCAGUACUGAAGUGUAACUGAACCAGCACAGUUCAAAAAUUCUUAAAGUUUUAUUAGUAUAAUAAUUUUUUUAAACUGAAAAUGAAUUUCAAAACAUUACCAAAAAUAAUUUUGUUUUACCAUUAUUUAUUGUUAAAUGUCUUAUUUUUUACAAGCGAAUCAAAACUGAUGUACAAUUGUAAAAAUGGGUUUUCAAAAUUUGGAAAUAACUGUUUCUAUUUAAGUACAAAAACAGCGACAUGGCAAGAAGCUUAUUUUGAAUGUAAAUAUUUAGCAAAAGGAAGUAAACUUGCUGUGCUUUACAAAGAAGUGGAUGAUCAUAAUAUAAGAAAAUUUUUGAAAUACAGACAUACAGAAAUAAAAGAAAGAUGGAUAGGAGGACUUUACGAUUGGAACCAGGACCAAUGGAAAUGGGCGACAUCAGGACGUAAAAUACAAUACAACCAUUUUGAGAAAAUACCAUAUUUUGAUCAAAAUGAUAAAUUUAUGUGUAUGGCAAUCGAUCCAAAUAUUAAUUACAAAUGGACUGCACGUAAUUGUUUAGAAAAAAACUAUUUUAUAUGUGAAACAAAGCCUCAACCUGAGUGUAUUGUUUAAAAUAUUUAAGUACUACAGUUAAAAAAUUACACUAACAAAAACAUAAUAAAAGUAAAAUAUCCAAAAAAUAACCUACUUGUCGAAAAAUUUAAUAAUUUUUCAAUUUUAUUAUAAUGAUAUACUUCUACAUAUUUCAGAGGAUCUUACAACUAA